This is a messenger RNA of Phaeoacremonium minimum UCRPA7, 471 nucleotides long. RefSeq names its product putative enoyl- hydratase isomerase family protein. Gene Ontology annotation, cellular component: mitochondrion. Lineage: Eukaryota; Fungi; Ascomycota; Sordariomycetes; Togniniales; Togniniaceae. Bases 1 to 471 code for a protein of 156 amino acids. The transcript is spliced from 2 exons. Gene Ontology annotation, molecular function: delta(3,5)-delta(2,4)-dienoyl-CoA isomerase activity. The record is from RefSeq and is a predicted model, not a curated record.
AUGGCGGCUUUGGAAGCGUACAAGCACUACAAGCACUACAAUGUGACGGCCGGCCCGGCCGAGCACGUCGCACAUGUCGAGAUCAACCGCCCGGCGAAGCUCAACGCCUUCUACGAGGACAUGUGGCUCGAGUUCAGAAACGUCUUUGACCAGCUGAGCCGCGACCCUGGGGUGCGCGCCGUGGUCCUCUCCGGCGCCGGCGACCGCGCCUUCACGGCCGGCCUGGACGUCCAGGCCGCCAGCCAGAACACCACCCUGCAGGGCGGCGAGGGCGCCGACAGCGCGCGCAAGGCCGCGGGCAUCCGGCGCCACAUUGGCGAGUUCCAGGACUGCAUCUCGGCGAUGGAGAAGUGCGAAAAGCGUUUACGGUAUACCAGCAUCUGGAACGCUGCAAACCUCCAGACUGCUGAUGUCAUGACGGCACUUACGAGUGGCAUCAAGAAGAAGACGCCCACGUUCGAGAAGCUGUAG